UUUUGAUUGGUCAAAUUAUCAGCGAUACCGGAGCGGGCUGUGCAACACUCACUCUUUGACAACUUUCUCUUUGUACCAUUUAUACUUUUUACCGGUUAACUACUUCAUAAUUUAUUUCACUGUGGUGGGUUAGUAUCGUGGCUCCAUGCGAAAUAGCACCGCUAGCUUUCAAAACGUUCUUUUAACUAAAUGUGACAAGACGCUCAGAUGCAGUGGCGGAACGAGCUUUUAUUUUAGCUUAGCAUGCUAACUCCUAUUGGGAACACGGCUAGUUAGCGCUAGCUCGGCUAACGACGGCAGCAGUGCCUACAAACAAGCAUGAACUGUCCCCCAACAAAGCGCCUCCGAGGCCUGAAUAAGGAUGUGGUGACGGCAGUGGCCUUUGAUGACCCUUUUGGAGAUGACGAAGACUUCACACAGGAUGACUUGGAGGAAAUUGACACCAUCGCCUCCCAGGCCAUCACCUCGACGGCUGCAGGGUCGUGGACGGACUCUAAAACUGGGAACAAACAGACGGAGCAGGUCCGUGGGUCAAACUGGCCGUUGUCCACGGACCGGCUGAGCAAACCUCUGAGCAGAGCCACGACCAAUCAGAGGAGAGAAAACACGUUUGAGUUCAACAGUAGCAACAGAGAAAAUGCUGGGACGCCAGGCAGGGAGAAUGUUGGUAACAGGCAGCAGCAGUUUCAGUCGAACAGAGACGACUCGCACAGUUCCCUGGAGGCCCAGCAAGCAGAGCUGAAGAAGAAGCUGAAGGAAAUGGAGGAGGAGAUUGUGCUGAAGAGCGGCGAGAUCCGGAUCCUGAGAGAUUCUCUGAAAGCAGCUCAGCAGGAGAAGGAGGCUCAGAGACAGAACCAGAUCCUGCUGGAGGCCCAGAAACAGAAGGAACAGAGCGACAGGGAGAAGGAGCUCAACAAGAAGGUUCAGUCUCUACAGUCUGAGCUGCAGUUUAAAGAAGCAGAGAUCAACGACAUGAAGACCAAACUACACAGUUCAGAUAAAAUCAAGACGGCCUCUCCACUGCCUAGAAACAGUCCUAAGUUUCAGAUGCAUCAUGGGAGCGGCAGCAGCUCUCCUUCGCCAGCCAGAAAUGGCUUCAUCACCAAAGAGAUGUUUGGGUCCAAGUUAUCAUCCACAGCGACAAAAACGCCAGUGAAGUCACGGAAAGAUGCGGAAAGAGGAGCGUCCACAUCUGGUGACAGACAGGAAGUGUCUCGUCCAGACCCCUUCAUGUCGGUCAGACCUUCACAUCAGCGGCACAGAGGUGGCGUCCUGUUGGGGUUGUUGCUGCAGCAGCCUCUGUCACCCAGCAGCCUCGGCCUCUCUCACCUGCUGUCUAUGAGCCUGACUGAGAGUCGGCUGUCGGGAGGUUUCCUGACCUCAGAUGCUGCUGCCACUGCUGGAGGAGUUGGAGCUCCCAGAGCUGCACUGAGUCCGGUCCAGAGUCUGGCUGUAACUGGACUCAACAUGCUGAGUCAGCACCACCCAGGAGCUACGACCAGCAGCAGAAACAACAACCGGUCGUGUCCUGGAGCCGUCCUCCUCCUGCCUCUGUUGGACCUUCACCUGUCUCAGCUCUGUCAGGCUCUGGAUUCACUCCGCUCCACCUCCGCUCGCAGCAGCGCUCCAGACUCUGCAGCUGCCAGCUCCCUCCCAGCUCACAGUGCUACCGCUGCUGCUACUGCUGCUGCUGCUGCUGCUGCUGCUGCUGCUCCCGCUGGACUCGGGAGACUGGAAGAGACUGGUCUGUCUGGUUUUAGCGUGGAGGACACAGGUUUAGCUGCUCUGAGGCUCCUCCAUCUCCUGCUGGCCCACAGUGAUGAGGUGGUGGAGGCCGUGUUGUCAAAGCAGAGUGAGACGGUCGCAGGCAGCAAGACUAACAAGUCUGCUGCAGGUGCGAGUCUCUGCUCCCAGAAUGCCUUGCUGCAGUCACUGCUGCGGUUGUGUGACGUGGGGCCCGGUGGCAGCGGCCCACAGAGGGAGGAACUUACCCUGAAUGCCUUGAAGACACUGAAUGUCCUCAUUGAGAGGACGCCACACACUCAUAUCGACAGGUUGCAGUGUGUGUUGCAGAUGGUGUGUGCGUGCGUGUCAGCAGACAGCCGGCUGCAGACGGUUUCAAAGUGUGUGUCCAUCCUCACGUCGAUGUCUGACCACCAGGCGCUGGCCAAGCAGCUGUGCUCUCACGACCAGUGUGUUUUCCUGAUGUUGUUCCAGUUCAUCAGAGCCAGGUCUGACGACCAGGCGGUGCACACAGACUGGAUUCAGCUGGACCUGCAGGUGGUUCGUUGGUUGAGCAGACUAUUGACUCAGAGAGCAGAGAAUUGGACCUCCAGCCUCCAGAGCACUUGCCAGUGUUAUAACGAGCUGGUUCAGACCGUGGUGAUCGUUUUCCACCGUCAGUGGUUGAAUCUCCGUGGUUCUCACGAGUCGGCGGCAUCAACAGACCCGACCACGUCCCUGCUGCAGAGCUCCACCUCACCGUUGCCGUGGUGGCGAGGCCCCGCGGCGUCUCUGCUCAGAGAGUGUCUGCUGCUGCUGCACUGGCUGCUGCUGCAUCACGGCAGCUUCUCAGAGAGCUGCAGGCCGCUGCUGCACAAGUACGACCAGGUGAUCCCUGCUGUCCGAGACACGCUGAGGAAGAUCCCAGAUCUGAGUGAGAGCGAAGAGCUGGCCUUGGAGGAGCUCUGCCGCUCAGAGGGCGACGACACCGACGACAUGGACACCGACUCCUGAUUGGCUGCUACCACUUUAGUUUACCGACUGUUGUUUAAAUAAGACAAGACGGAAAGCGAAACAGUGGGUGGAUGAAGGAUUAAAUGUGAGGCAGAGGCGUGACCGAAGUGAUGGACAAGGUCACUGGAUUUAUUUCUACGGUCUGAUCAACUUUAAUGAUAAAGCAACUCAAGGAUAAACUGCUGCUGUCGGCUUCCGUGUUCAACUCUGUAUAUUUACUGUCUCUUUACUGAGCUGAACUUUUAUUUUAUUACUAGUACUGUACACGGACUAAGGGAUGUAUUCUAUUAAUGAUCUGUACUUCUACAAAAAGACACAUGAGAUUUGCUUUUCACUGAGCAGAAAUAUCCACAUCACUUUUUUAUAAGGUGCCAUUUUCACAAAAUAAGCAUUUUUAGGCGGAAGUUUCUGGUGCUGCAAAGAAGAUGGCUAAAGUUUGUAAAAUAUGAAAACAACCAGCACAGUUACUCCUCCUACCUGUCACACAAAGU
This is a messenger RNA of Mugil cephalus (flathead mullet), 3227 nucleotides long. RefSeq names its product ATR interacting protein. NCBI's taxonomy places the organism in Eukaryota, Metazoa, Chordata, Actinopteri, Mugiliformes, Mugilidae. The coding region runs from base 319 to 2736 and encodes 805 amino acids. The record is from RefSeq and is a predicted model, not a curated record. Gene Ontology annotation, biological process: DNA damage checkpoint signaling; DNA repair. The transcript has 18 exons.